This is a messenger RNA of Apis florea (little honeybee), 1934 nucleotides long. RefSeq lists its product as uncharacterized. Gene Ontology annotation, biological process: autophagosome-lysosome fusion. Lineage: Eukaryota; Metazoa; Arthropoda; Insecta; Hymenoptera; Apidae. The record is from RefSeq and is a predicted model, not a curated record.
CCAUCCCGCGGUGAAAAGAUUUGCCAGUUUACAAUGCGGUGAUUUCAGGGAGGAAAACUAAACAUCUGAGGAAAACUAGAGUGUAGUGUUACAAGUGAUUCGAAGAUGAAGUGGCCAUUAGUGCUGACUUGCCUUCUGUUGCCCCAUUCGUGCAUCCUCGGUGCAUCGCAUGCCGGUUGCGAGUUUCCGGCGCAGUGGAACGGCCGCUGGUAAUCGGGGAAUCAGGGGUUGGUGACGGUGAACGGGUCCAUGAUGACCAAAGGCCGCUGCAUCGAGACCAAAGACGACAAGUUCCUCAUUCAGGACACAUCGGAAAAUUGUUAUCGCUGCAUCGUCAUGCACAUGAAGCAUCCGAACGUCCUUCAAUACAAAGAGACCUGGUGCAUCACGGGAUCGUCGAAACCUACGCUCCCCUCGAUAUGCGGCGAUCUGACCAGCGACGCCAUAUUGAUUUCCCUAUUCCGCACGGGGGCAGCACCGAUGCCGUGCCCCUUCAAGGGACCCCUUGAAUUCACGUACAGCCACGGGGAAGCCGAGUGUAAAUCUCCUUUGUCAGCCGCGGAGACGUGCACCCAAGAAUCCCGAUUACUUUUUCGCUAUCAAGCGUGUGCCAACGUGUUGUCCUCCGAAAGCGUUGACGUGGAGUUGGAGUGUCUGGCCACGUGGAAGGAGAGCAGCACGCACAACCUGGUGGCAAGGUUGCACGCCCCGCGGAAAACCAGCGACGAGGACAGCUACAGAUGCUUCAUCUACGAGCAAACUUCGAACAAUUCGUGGAAUUUGGCGCAGAGCGAGGAUGCCUCUUGCACGGGAUUGAUCAGCGUUAAGGAGGCUGCCAAGACGUUCAAAAUGAAACAGAAAAAUUCGACGGAACGAUGCACGUAUCCAUCUUGGGUUGUGGACAAUAAAUUAUGGUUAGCCCUGGAUCCGGUAGCAUCUCGCCUGCUGGCAUCGCCUUACAAUCUAACGAUUCUCAAUCGACAGGAGACCCGUCUCGUGUGUCACUCCGUCGUCCCUAUUAAUGAUCGUCAUUAUCAUCCAGAUAGGGAGAACCAGGUGCAGUACGUUGCGAAGGCCACCCUUGAUUGCACCAAUGGCUACGUGUGCCUGAUGUUCCACAGAAGGGACAGCCACAUAAUAGAGAUGCAACUGUCGGAAUGGAGCCAGCAACCCGACGACGUGUGCAACUCGAGUACGUUCAACUCCCACUCGACGCCGUACACCACGUUCAUCACGUCGGACCCGAUCACCAGGCAGUGUCCGAACCUGGGUCGAUACGAGAUCGUGUCCGUGCUACAUUCUUACAACAGCGUGGAAGACAUAUUGGGAGUGGACGGUGAGCAGAACAUGGCGAAUGCAGCCGAGGUUCAGGACGUUAGGGUGACGUCGACACCCUAUCCGGGUCGGUGCCGUUAUGGAAGUGUUCGCCGAUUGGAUAUCGGUUGCAAAACACCGGAUCGCAUGGAAUUCGCUACGUGCAGCGAUGAAACCCCAUCAGGUAAAAUUCUUGAGUAUUUGUGCCACGGGACUUGGAUCGAGAACGACACAGCUUAUCUAGUGGCCAGCACCGACGUGGGACGAUAUUGUCUCGUUUACAGUGCGUCCGCAGCGGCGACGGGAAAUCGCGAGCUCUCGGUGACGGGCCACCUUGCCUCCUGUCCCAGAGCACCUCACCGUCAUCUCGUGUCGUGGCAGGUCAACCUCACGUCGUACGCUCAAUGCGGCGAUAUCUCGACGGCCACGUCGUGGACCUUCCGGAUUUCCGCCUCUGUUUACAUCCUGGCUGUAUUGGGCACCCUGUUCGGCAGGUAUAUCGCGAGGUGAUAUCACUGAGUGAAGAAACCAGGCCACGAGUCGGCCGUGUAGUCUAAUCUACACAAACUCGAGUCGUCAGCACAGCAACUAUAAAGCAACAACAACAACAACAACAACAA